CAAACGUAUUUAUAUACAGAUUACAUACAUACAUAUGUAUGCGGGCAAUUAGGUCGGGGCACUGACAGCCUCCACUCAGUUUCGUAUAUGCUUUUGUACAUACACUACUUGAAUUGCCUUACAUAUCUACAGGUAACCGAUGUUGACAUGGAAGUAAGCGCGGCCACCGGACGCAGUCCAUCGUCAGACUCCGGGCUGGGCAUGACAGUGUCGGACAUGAAAAAUCGGCCAGCGCAACAAUUGCCCUAUCGCCCCAUGUCUGCCGGUCCCGUCUUGCAUCGCUCAUCCCACUAUUACCAUCAUCCAGCGUCAUAUCCACAUCCGCAUCCACCACCACAUCAUCACUCAUCACUGCGUCAUCUGGGCGGCUCAGCUGCAGCGGUGCAGCGCGAAAGGGAGCGAGAGGCGCGUUGCUUGGCCGCCGCCGCUGCGGCCAAUACAAAAACAAUCGGCGCCAAUACGCCUAGCAAAUUGCCGGCGCAACAGCAGAAUCAGAAACAGCAACAUCCACAGCAUGCAUCCUCAUCAUCAUCGUCGUUGGCAACAAACAAUCAAUCAAUCUAUAAAACAUAUGCCACGGGCGAUAAUAACAACAAAACUGACAAUCAGCAUCAGGUGAAGCAUAAAUUUGAAAUGAACAAUUAACAAAAAAAAAAACAAAAAAACAAAAACAGAAAUUAACAAAAAGUUUUGAAAAAGUAGUAGAAAUGCAAACGUAAGAGAAACUAUUUAAACGCAAAACACUUACUGCUGUCUCUUUCUAACGCACUGCAAACCGCAAAGCAUUGCAACACUGUAACGCUUUCAACUGCCAAUCACCUCUCUUAGGCUAAGUGCAUAGUGGCAACGCUAGCAACGCAGUGAUUUCUUGAAUUCAUCUGCUUCCUUGCUUUGUAAUAUGGGAACCGCUAUGCGCCUAGCCUUAACACACGCUCUUUGCUUUUACGUGCAUACACUCGCUAUCUUUCUCUUUCUCUCUCUCUCGGACAUUUUUACACCUUUCACAAAUGUGCAGCUUUUAUUUAAAGAGUAUUUUUAGUUACUCUAAAAUAUUUCGGUGUUUGUCAUUUUUUAAAUCACACACGUACAAAAAUUUUACAGAGAAAGUUAUAGAUUUAU
Molecule: messenger RNA, 1119 nt
Organism: Bactrocera oleae (olive fruit fly)
Lineage: Eukaryota; Metazoa; Arthropoda; Insecta; Diptera; Tephritidae
Source: RefSeq, a predicted model, not a curated record